Molecule: messenger RNA, 2739 nt
Organism: Gambusia affinis (western mosquitofish)
Lineage: Eukaryota; Metazoa; Chordata; Actinopteri; Cyprinodontiformes; Poeciliidae
Product: obg-like ATPase 1
Exons: 11
Coding region: 134-1330 (398 amino acids)
Cellular component (GO): cytoplasm
Molecular function (GO): ATP binding; ATP hydrolysis activity; GTP binding
Source: RefSeq, a predicted model, not a curated record
UGGAGCUGAAGCGCUUGCAGUCAGGCUGGUUAUGUUUAAGGACUGAGCUCCCCCCUUCCCCCUGAGAAUGAAUAUGCUUUUCUGAGUGUGUCAUCUGGUGUGGAAGUCAAUUCAGAGUUUAAGAGUGAGAGACAUGGCUCCGAAAAAGGCCAAAGGAGAUGAUGCACCAAAGCCACCGCCACUGAUUGGAAGGUUUGGGACUUCUCUGAAGAUAGGGAUUGUCGGAUUGCCCAAUGUUGGGAAGUCAACCUUUUUCAACGUGCUGACAAAGAGUCAGGCUCCAGCAGAAAAUUUCCCCUUCUGCACCAUUGACCCAAAUGAAAGCAGAGUGCCCAUUCCAGAUGAACGCUAUGAUUUCCUCUGCCAAUUCCACAAACCUGCCAGUAAAAUCCCAGCAUUCCUUAAUGUUGUGGACAUUGCUGGCCUGGUCAAAGGUGCUCAUGUCGGCCAAGGCCUGGGAAACGCCUUCCUCUCCCACAUCAGCGCCUGCGACGGCAUCUUCCACCUGACACGUGCUUUUGAGGAUGAGGAUAUCAUACAUGUCGAGGGGACGGUGGACCCUGUUCGAGACAUCGAGAUCAUCCACGAGGAGCUGAGGCUGAAGGAUGUGGAGAUGAUCGUCCCCAUUAUCGACAAGCUGGAGAAGACGGCCGUUAGAGGCAGUGACAAGAAACUCAAACCAGAAUAUGACGUUAUGUGCAAAAUAAAGAGCUGGGUCAUGGAUGAAAAGAAGCACGUCCGCUACUAUCUUGACUGGAAUGACAAGGAGAUCGAUGUGCUGAACAAAUACUUGUUUCUGACAUCUAAACCAAUGAUCUACCUCGUUAAUCUUUCUGAGAAAGACUACAUAAGGAGGAAGAACAAAUGGUUGGUGAAAAUCAAGGAGUGGGUGGACAGUCACGACCCUGGAGCUUUGGUCAUCCCCUUCAGCGGCAACCUGGAGAGUCGACUGCAGGACAUGAGCGAAGAGGAGAGACAGAAGUGCUGCAAAGAGCACAAGACGCAGAGUGCCCUGAGCAAGAUCAUCAAGGCGGGCUAUGCGGCCCUGCAGCUGGAGUACUUCUUCACCACUGGCCCAGACGAGGUCCGUGCCUGGACCGUCCGGAAAGGAACUAAGGCUCCACAGGCUGCGGGGAAGAUCCACACGGACUUCGAGAGGGGCUUCAUUAUGGCAGAAGUAAUGAAAUUCCAGGAUUUUAAAGAAGAAGGCAGUGAGAGCGCUGUCAAGGCAGCUGGGAAAUACAGACAGCAGGGAAGAAACUACACAGUUGAGGAUGGAGACAUCAUCUUUUUCAAAUUCAACGCACCGAAUGCCCCAAAGAAAAAGUGACUUAGGAAGAAUAUUAUUAUUGUUUACACAGCUGAUUUUGUGCUUCAUUUCCUUUUGGGCCCCGUACAAGCAGUGCAACCAGAAGGUAUUCACACCCCUUCAUUUUUUCCACAUUUCCUUAAACUUAUUCUGAAACCGAUGUGUGUAAAGUUUUCUUUUUAAAUAAAUCUGCUCAGAAUGCCCUGUAAAGACAAAUAAAAAUACAUUGUCAGACAUUUUUGUACAUUUUCUAAAAAUUUUAAUAUUUAAGCUUAAAGUAAGCAUUCACACGCUUUGAAGUCACAGUCAAAAUGGAGAUCUGCAUCUAAUUUCCACUGAUUUUGCUUGAGUUGUUUCUUCAACUUGACAAGCCUGUGGUAAAAUUCAGUCGAUUGAACAGAAUUUGAAAAGUAACCCAUUUGUCUGUAAGAGCUCUCACAGUUGACAGUGGAUACUGAAGCAGAAACCAAGCAAGGCAUAAAUAUGGAGAAGGAAAUUAAGACAUUUCAGCACCACUGUACAUAAAAAAUGCUGUUUGAAGAUCUGGCUGCCUGAACAAACUAAUAAAUGAGGGAACUUUUUUCGGCAGCAGUAACUGGGUGAUGAAUAUACAGAGGUUCUUCAAGAAAGGCUUCUCCAGAGAGUCCUGAAGCUCAGAUUUUGUCAACGAUUCAUUUGCCAACACAAGAAUCCACCACCGGACACUGAGAAGAUAACAAAGGGAUGGUUUCAGACCAUACUGUGAAUGUCCUUGAGUGGCCCAGUCAGAGCUGGACUUAAAUCUAAGUGAACAUCUUAGAUAAAUGAUCAAAAAUGGUUUUAAAAAUUGAUCCAAACGUGUCUGAGCUUAAAAGUAUCUGCAAAUAUUAAUGAUAGAUACUCAAAGCAAGUGUACAAAGCUUAUAAGACAGUCCAGCAAAGACUUCAGUCUCACUAAAGGUGCUUUGACAAAAUGCUCAGCAACGGGCAAGAAACACUUGAUUAAUUUUUACAUCUAUCUUAAUGGCUGACUUUUCCAAUAUUCAUUGAGUAAUGUGUGUAGAUAUGCAGGACAAAUAAACACUCAGAUCUAUUUUAGAAGCAUAUAGAGUGGGAGAAUCGAAGGGGUGUCAAAACUGUCUGUUGGCACUGAAGUCCCUCUUCUUAAGUUUUGGUUCCCCACGUUGAGAGCCAAAACAGAGGUUCUGUAAACUGUGACAGAUUCUCUAUUUAAGAUCAGCAUCAGGGAUCCCCCCCAGCCCCUUCCAAAUUGUAGCAGCAUUUUAAGGAGCAUAUUACUCUCCAGAUACUUCAUUAAUCUCCAUCACGGGUGCCAGCGCUGACACAGCUGACAGUGGAGACAAUACCACCUGCUCUGCUCCCCCUCCUGCAGAUAAUGCGUGUUUUACAGUAGGCCAGAUGUCUACACUCAAUAAAACAUUUGACAAAAA